AUGGAAAAUAGGAUCUUCAUUUUCACCUGGCAAGACGACGAAAGAAAAGGGAAGACGCUAGUAGCUGAAGUUCACAAGUGGGCAAGUCAGCUGCACGAUGAAUUCUGGGUUUUUAAUGGAGUAAAAGGAGGUUGGAGGAAAGAUAAAGCAUUUUUCAAAGCAGUACAAAGCGCAAAAGCAGAAGACUUGAUCUUAUCCGACUCUAUUCUGAAAGAUCUUCGUCGCGACACAGUCGCCUUCUUUAAGUGUCAAUCGCUGUACGAAUCUUUAGCAGUGCCAUGGAAACGCGGAAUACUGCUGCUAGGUCCACCGGGAAACGGCAAGACUGGGUCAAUCAAAAUCUUAGCCAAAACAUGUGCCGAGAUAGGCAUCCCCACGCUUUACGUACAGACCGCAAAGACACGUGCUGGCCCAGAGUAUGGCUUGACCGCUAUAUUUCAGAAAGCGAGAAGCGAAGCCCCUUGUAUGUUGGUCUUGGAAGACAUCGAAACCCUUGCGACAGAUGAGACGCGAACAAAGCUUUUGAAUCAGUUGGAUGGAAUUGAAUCGAACGACGGUGUAUUGGUUGUAGCGACCGCGAACGAUGUUAGUAAGCUAGAUGCAGCUAUCCUGCAGCGUCCUUCCCGCUUUGACACCAAAUACACAUUUGAUCUCCCCAAUCAAAAUCUUCGCAAAGAAUUUUUCUCACACUGGUUGAAGAACAAGAUAGGGUUCGCGCAGAUCCGCGUCAAUGAAGAAGACUUCUAA
Molecule: messenger RNA, 747 nt
Organism: Meira miltonrushii
Lineage: Eukaryota; Fungi; Basidiomycota; Exobasidiomycetes; Exobasidiales; Brachybasidiaceae
Product: P-loop containing nucleoside triphosphate hydrolase protein
Exons: 1
Coding region: 1-747 (248 amino acids)
Biological process (GO): protein import into peroxisome matrix
Cellular component (GO): peroxisomal membrane; cytosol
Molecular function (GO): ATP hydrolysis activity; ATP binding
Source: RefSeq, a predicted model, not a curated record